UAAAAUAAUUGAAAUGAUUUGAAUGCUGUUUCAAUCAUUCAAGCAAUCAUCGUAGCUUUACUUUUUACUUCUCUCUCUUUCGCGUUGUCCGACUUCUCUUCUCGUCCGUUAUGGCUCUGACCGAGGUUCACGUCAAGGGUGUCGAAGACUACCUAUCAGCUGUUGAGACGCACAAGGCUGCGCCACAAGUGUUUGGGUUGUUUUGUGGUGGAACCGACCCUGCAACUGGAGCUAGCUGGUGCCCCGACUGCGUGACAGCUGAUCCAGUCAUCGCCAGUGAACUCCCAAAGGUUGCCAAAGCCGGCGCAGUCCUUAUUCAUGUUGAUGUCGGCGGCCGUGAUGCGUGGAAGGACAAGCAGAACGCUUAUCGGACGCACCCCCAGCUCAAGCUUACGUCCGUGCCCACUCUUCUGCUUCACGGAACCCCCAAGAGACUAACAGAGGAGCAGUGCGCAAAGGCCUCCCAUAUCGCCAUGCUUGCCGAAGAUGAAGACUAAAUCGCCCGUGCAUUUAUCAUAUUUAAAAAAAACUGUUUGUCAUGAAACUAACAUUCUGAAGAAUAAAUGCGAAAAAAUAUUGA
Molecule: messenger RNA, 580 nt
Organism: Sycon ciliatum
Lineage: Eukaryota; Metazoa; Porifera; Calcarea; Leucosolenida; Sycettidae
Product: thioredoxin domain-containing protein 17-like
Exons: 4
Coding region: 111-497 (128 amino acids)
Cellular component (GO): cytosol
Molecular function (GO): protein-disulfide reductase [NAD(P)H] activity
Source: RefSeq, a predicted model, not a curated record